Molecule: messenger RNA, 1875 nt
Organism: Schistosoma bovis
Lineage: Eukaryota; Metazoa; Platyhelminthes; Trematoda; Strigeidida; Schistosomatidae
Source: the annotation of a GenBank genome assembly
AUGUCGUUUUUCCGUUCCUUAGCCAAUUCCAAAGAAAUCCCCGAACGACUUACCACUAUAUUACUUAGCGGUUUAUGUCGAGUAGCUCCUUUUAUUUCUGAGGAGGCAUUUACAUCUAUGUUAAGUGAAGUUGAUGAUCUGUUUCGGCUUGUUCAUACCACUGGCUUCACUGUGUCUGUCCAAGCUUUGUCUGUACUUUUUCAAAUUUCAACUCAUUGUGUCGCCAUACGUGAUCGUUAUUAUCAGGCUUUAUAUAGAAAAUUACUGGAUCCUGCUAUUCAUCAAAGUUCUAAAAAUCCAAUUCUACUACGUUUAAUCUAUCAAAGUAUGGUUGGUGAUGAUGAUACUGAUCGAAUUGUUGCAUUUAUUCACAGAAUCUUGCAAUUAUGUAUUUCGCAUACAGAUCCUGGUUUUAUUGUUGGUUGCUUGAUUUUAAUUAAUAAGGUCUCAUUAUCCAAACCAAAUAUUAUAAUGGUUUCUCAAAUAAAUAAAGAACAUUUACCAGUUAAUGAAGUGACGAGUUUGGCAAAAUUCGAACAGUCCGAUGAUGAUGAUGAGGAUGAGCAUUUCAGUGAUGCACAUUGUUCUGAUGAUGAUAAUCAUAAUGAUGAAAGUGUACAGAAUGGUGUAAUGACGAAUAAAACGACCGAAUCAGAAAAAUCUACAGUCAUAACUGAUAAGAGUAAUGUAUUAUUAACAUCAUCAUGGUAUCAUCGUUCUUUAAAAAAGCAACGGAACACCCGAAACAUAUUUAAUUAUGGUUAUAAUCCAACUGUACGAGAUCCAAAAUUUGCACAGGCUACUGGAUGUUUACUUUGGUCACUUAGUCUCCUGUCAAAACAUAUUCAUCCUACAAUUAAUUUAUUUGCCAAUUCAUUAUUAAAUAAUUUACCAAUACAAUACACUGGAGAUCCAUUUACGGAUUUUGGAUUAAUGCAUUUUCUGGAUCGAUUCGCAUAUAAGAAACCAAAGUUGAAUAAAUUAAAAGAAACAAAGUCAACUACUGAAGAACCUGUUCAGAAAACUGUGCCUGGAAAGUUAUUAAAACGAAAAGAAGGUGCUUUGUCAGGUCCACAAGCAAUGGCUGUUGAUAGUUCGGCAUUCCGACAACUCCCAAUAACCAGUGUUCCUGUUCAUGAACGAUUUUUCUAUAAUUAUUUCAAAUUUCUGGAGACCCAACCAGGUCGUAUUAAAAAAACUGAGAAGAAACCAAAAGAUAAUGAUGAAAAUGGAAGUGACAGUGAUUCAGUUGCUGAUUCUGAAUUCGAUGUUUACCUAGCAAAACAUGAAAAAGAUUUGUUUCCUCCGAAUGAAGAAUGGGAAAAUGAUGCUGAACCGGAAUUUAGUGAUCAAGACUUCAUGGAUAAUUCAGAAGAUGAAGAUGAUACAAAUGAAUAUGACUUUUCAGAAAUGGAUAAUAUCAAUUUGUCAGCUAAUUCAAAAUCUAAGAAAACGAAAAAACCAACUGAAUCAAAAUGCAAAUAUCACAAAUUUAAAGAUGACGAUGAAGGAGCGGUUAAUGAUGAUGAUGAUGAAAAUUCUGAAGACGAUAGUGAUGAUGAAGACGACGAUGAUGACUAUAUUCCUGAUAAACCAGGUCAAUUCAAUUUAAAUAAUUUAUUCGCAAGUGCUGAAGAAGUUGGUCAUUUAUAUGAUGUACAAGAAACUGCAAAAGAAAAACGACAACGAUUUUGGGAACAAAAACGUUUAUAUUCACAGAGUAGUAAUAGUAAUCAUAAACGACGCCAAUAUCGUGAAAAAGGAGUUACGAAAAAAAGGAGACUAGAAAAUCGUGAUCAUCAUCAAUUGUCUAGUCGAGGAAAAAUGAAACUUAAGAGUCAAAAUAACUCAAAACGACCACGUCGUCAUUCAUAA